AUGCUCCGGCUGCUGAGCGCCCUCCUGCUGGUGGCCCUUGCCUCGGGCUCUGCCCUGCCUUUCUACAACCCCUCCAGCCGCGUGGUCAACGGCGAGGAAGCAGAAGCCCACAGCUGGCCCCCGCAGGCCCUGUUGGAGUACGAGGUGAGUGGGGGCUGGUCCUUCACCUGCGGUGGGAGCCUCAUCGACCCUGACUGGGUUCUCACUGCCGGCCACUGCAUCUCGAGCUCCCGGAAAUACAGGGUGGUGCUGGGCGAGCACGACCGGACAGUGACGGAGGGACCCGAGCAGGUCAUCAGUGUCGCUGCUACCUACGUGCACCCACAAUGGAACUCCAGCUGUCUCAGCUGCGGCAAUGACAUCGCCCUCCUCAAGCUGUCGCAGAGUGCUGAGGUGACACCCGAAGUCCAGCCCGCCUGUCUCCCUCCCCGCGACUACAUCCUGCCCCAUGACACAGAAUGCUACGUCACCGGCUGGGGUCGUCUCAUCACCGGUGGGCAAACGGCCAACAAGCUCCAGCAGGCACUGCUGCCCGUGGUGGACUACGCACACUGCUCCCAGAAGGACUGGUGGGGCUCCUCCGUGAAGGAGACCAUGGUGUGCGCCGGCGGCGGGGACAGCUCUGCCUGCAACGGUGACUCUGGGGGACCCCUCGUCUGCCGCAUAGGAAAAGGAAUUUGGAAAGUCUAUGGCGUGGUCAGCUUUGGUUCUUCCCGUGGAUGCAACACCCUCCAGAAGCCCACAGUGUUCACCCGAGUGUCGGCCUUCAUUCCCUGGAUUUUUGAGGUUCCCCCACCCUCAGAGAUCGCCCAGCUCUGGACCUUGUGA
Messenger RNA from Oryctolagus cuniculus (rabbit), 828 nucleotides. The record is from RefSeq and is a predicted model, not a curated record. Lineage: Eukaryota; Metazoa; Chordata; Mammalia; Lagomorpha; Leporidae.